UCCAAUCGAAACCAUGGUCAUCGGACUUUUAUGCCCUUCUCAGUUCACAAGUCCCUGGCCUGUCGUUUGGUGGCCGGUAUCUGCCCCUCAUGAGGCGCAACUGCAUCGGAUCGGAACAUCGGACUGUCAACGACGGCGACCACUUCAUGUUGACGUUGGUCAGGAUGCGGGGGCUGGAGGUUGGACAAACGCCGUACCUAAGCUACAAAAACCGUCUGGAACCUCCUUGCUGGUAACGCCGUGCAACAUCAAGCAUCGUGGAAAGGUUGGCCAGAAUGGCGCCAAAUACUAUUCUUUCUUUGUCAGCCACGGACCUUCCUGUCUGGAUUGUUGUCGUCGGAGCGGCUGUUGCUGGCAUUGUGCUGCUCGUAGCCUCCGUCAGACAUGCCUCAAAGAGGACGACGGCAUCACCGCCACACCUAUUCAUACUCACCUUCCCUCCUUCGCGACGACACAUUCUCAGCAGCUUUUCCCAGUUUGAAAAGUUUUCCGUUGCUGAUCAAGCCGAGAUCUCACCACAAGUCCUGCAGAACCGAGCCUUGACCACUACGAGGAAACCUGAUUUAUCUAUUGACAACUUUUACACCCCAACCGGCUUCUCAACCCAAGAAGUCCGCUCUUUGGUCGGCCGUUUUCCUGACUAUGCGAGCUUGAGUGGAGUGCCACACCCGAGCCCAGUUUCGCCAUCAUGGGACAUCAAGAGGGCAAUCUUCAGGCCGUUUAGACCGUUCAGGUGGAAUUAUACACAGAACAUGGCACUCAUGAAAUACAACCCCGAUUUUUGGAUCGAGCUGGAACAGAACUACCUUCCCACCAUGGCCGCCCGGCAACAGCUGUUUGCUAAGCACCCCGACCGGAUCUUCUUCCGCGGACCCGGGGCCGACCUCGCCUGCCGUGAACUGAUGGAGAUGCUCAUCCAAUUCCUCUGCCGCCGAUACCCUUGCCACUUUCACCUCUCCAACGACAACACACUCUUCCAUAAUCUCCUUCUCAAGACUGUCACCGACUUGACAUCUACCCCACCACUGAAGGUCAUCUUCCAAAACAUCCCCGAAGACUACGCCAUCAUGCUCCGCAACGAGGAAGAUGGUCUAUAUUACCUCCGCGCGGCUAGCGUGUGCAGCAGCGUAGGGUGGCAUAUUGCCCAACACAAAGACCAGCCGAUGAAGAAGAUUCACACCCAUGUGCCCGACGCCGAUAAGAUGCAGUUCUCCCUUGAUCGGUGGUUUGCCAAAUUACCAACAGAUAAGCCAGUGAUGAGAGCCUCAUGGAGCAUCGAGGACUGGCAAGCCAUGUUUUCCUCGCCUGGCGUGGGAGCGUUUCAAGGGGAGAACGAAAAGAAGUGGAGCCGGAGUGCUUUUGCGGAUCGACCGGCGGAGCUGACGGUCAAGGAGCUGAAGCUGAGGUGUGAUGCCCAGACGCUGAGGAGGUUGCCGGUGAGCGGGGCGGUGGUGUUCAACUUCAAGGCUAUAUUCACUCCGCUGGAGGAGCUGAGGGACGAGCCAUUUGUGCCAGCGCUACUUCACAAGGUGUUGAGCGAAGGGAAGGAGAAUUUGAUUGACUACAAGUCAGAUAGGAACGUCAAGAAUGUGGCAUUGGAAGCUUUGAAGGGGUGGGCUGAUGAGCAGGUCAAGGAGGGAGUGGUGCCGGGAGAUUGGGAGGUGAGCACGCUGGAACAAAGUCCAUUUUACCCUGGUUGGGAGGAGAAAUGGAAGAGGAAGCAGGGGAUUGUGUAACCAAACUAUAGAUUAAGGAUGAAAUUUGCUGUUUCUAGCUGCGGAGCGAUUGGUCGUAGCCCAGUACUCGGUACCUUACCCCGUCUCAGUCUUGGGGCGGUUAGUUCGAGAAAGUAUUC
Messenger RNA from Podospora bellae-mahoneyi, 1855 nucleotides. RefSeq lists its product as uncharacterized. The record is from RefSeq and is a predicted model, not a curated record. The coding region runs from base 276 to 1736 and encodes 486 amino acids. The transcript has 2 exons. Lineage: Eukaryota; Fungi; Ascomycota; Sordariomycetes; Sordariales; Podosporaceae.